Eurytemora carolleeae is the source of this 753-nucleotide messenger RNA. RefSeq lists its product as uncharacterized. NCBI's taxonomy places the organism in Eukaryota, Metazoa, Arthropoda, Copepoda, Calanoida, Temoridae. The record is from RefSeq and is a predicted model, not a curated record. The coding region runs from base 124 to 753 and encodes 209 amino acids. The transcript is spliced from 8 exons.
UAUUUCAGAUCCAGUUUAAGAUGGAGGGAAGGAGGUUCAAUCAGAUUGGAAUAUUUCCAUAGAGAUUUUAAAAAAGAGGACAUAUUUUAUUGUUCAUAGAGAACAAAUGCGCAGAGAGGAAAUAUGGACCCAGAUACAGAGGAAUAUGUUCGGAGGAUUCAAACCUUAAAUAGCAUCAAGGACAGAUAUAAUUUCACAACGACCUUGAAAUCCAAGAUAAGUCCGGAUCUAAUGCUCUGGAACUUUAUUCGGGAUGAGGAAUACAAGGUGGAAAGUUCAUCUUUCAUUGAGAUUAUGGAGGCGGAGAAAUCUUGGGAGAAACUCAGAUAUUCCAAAAUCCUGAUCCAAAGUCAUAUUGUGAACUUCAACUCUGCCCAGGACCUGCUGAACCAGAUGGCUGCUAAAAACUUUGCCAUCUCUCAUUUCCUCAAAAUUUGUAUAGAGGACAACCUUCUACCCUAUCCCAGUGACACAGUUUCCUUUAUACAUGAUCUCAACUAUAGUUAUCAACUUCUAAAACUAGUCAAGGAUAUAGAAUCCACUAAUGAACGAGUGAGACGGCGUGUGAACGGACAGACUGAAGAGUUCUGGGUUGUUUACGCCAAAAUUGGGCCUGAACCGGUUACAAUACAGGUUCAUGCCUCUGGUAUCCCCUCCCCUCGGUAUGAAUGGUACUACAGACCUAAUGAUGAACCUGGUUCUCCUUCAGAGGAGUUUAAAUGGACUAUAUUACAAGUAAAUCAAUAUUUUUAA